Molecule: messenger RNA, 924 nt
Organism: Panicum hallii
Lineage: Eukaryota; Viridiplantae; Streptophyta; Magnoliopsida; Poales; Poaceae
Exons: 4
Coding region: 1-924 (307 amino acids)
Source: RefSeq, a predicted model, not a curated record
AUGGGCGCGGCGUGCAAGUGGGCGGGGGUCGUCAUGGCGUUGCGCAGGCUCGUGCCCGGGCUGCCGCAGAGACCGGCGCGUGGCACGGCACAGAACGCCGACGAGCAGACACUCGCCGCGCGUCGAGCGGUCAGGGGCGUCGUACGGGAGCAGAUGUCGUAUCGGCGUUGGAUGUAUGGUCCACGCCUUUGCAAGGAGUUUAUGGAUGGUGUUCAAGCCUUCAUUAAGAACGCGAAGAAAGAUAUGGUGGACAAUGGUAUACAGUAUCUUUAUUGCCCAUGCAAAAAUUGCAAAAAUGAGAAGCGAUAUCUUCAAGAGCACGUGUUGAAAUCACACUUGAUCAAACGUGGAUUCAUGGAGGAUUAUCGAUGUUGGAAUAAACACGGUGAAGAAGGACUUAAUGAAGCAGAGAGUAGGGAUUCCUAUGUGGAGAGGGAGGUCGUCCAUAGCGUUGUCGAAGAAGAGGACGACGAUGUGGAUGAGGCGGAUAUACUAGGGUUGAGCAAUGCCGACAUCAUGGAACAGGUUGAUAACAUAGAGGAGAUGGUUUGCAAUGCUGACAGACACGGCGACGAUGAGUUCAAAGGAGGCGAAUUCGGAAAGUACAAGAGGAUGAUCGAAGACUCUAAGAAACCUUUCUAUCCUGGUUGUGGAUUGAAAUACUCAAGGCUAUUUGCAAUGGUGAAGCUUUUCCAGUUGAAAGCAAUCCACGAAUGGACUGAUGGCAGUUUCAAAGAGUUGUUAGCACUCCUUAAGGACAUGCUUCCACAAGGCAACACCGUCCCUGAGACCGUUUAUGAGGCCAAACAGAUUAUCUGCCCGUUGGGAUUGGAGGUGGAAAAGAUCCAUGCGUGCAAGAAUGAUUGCAUUCUCUAUCGUGGCUCGAAUUAUCAGGACCUUGAGAAGUGCCCUUUCCAGAACUGA